UCAGAACUAACCUAAGCUUUAAACAGUCAGAGACUGGCGUUAUUUUGACCCGUUGAGAAUACUUUUGUAGCCUCACAGCUGAUAUCAUUUUAAGUACGUCGUAAUAACUGAUAGUGGAAUCAACAUGAAUUUAAUUCCAAAAUCGUUUAAAGAAAAACGUUCGUUCGCACAACGAGUUGCUGAUGUAGAAUUAAUUAGAGAACGGCAUCCAAAUAAGAUACCUAUUAUUGUUGAAAGAUAUUAUGGAGAGAAACAGUUACCUGUUCUGGACAAAGCCAAAUUUUUGGUGCCAGAUUAUCUUACAGUAGCAGAAUUUGUAAAAAUAAUUAGACGUAGGCUACAGCUUCAUCCAACACAGGCAUUUUUUCUAUUAGUAAAUCAAAGAAGCAUGGCAAGUGGUAGCAUGACUAUGGCACAACUUUAUCAAAGAGAGAAAGAUGAGGAUGGUUUUCUUUAUGUAGUGUUUGCUAGCCAAGAAGUAUUUGGGCAUUAGUUACAUUCACAUAGUUACAAAGUGAAAACAAAUUUUCUGGGAGUAUACAUACUAUGUGCUAAAAAGUUUUUAACACCUAGGAAGAAUUUUAGAUCUAUUAUUACUUAAAUCUGCCUGCAAUUGAAUAUGCAGAAUUUUUGUGAUCAACUUGCAGUACCUGCUGGAAAUAAUUAACAGAACAAUGAAGAUUGACAUUUGUGUAUAAAAUCCUUAUGGUGCUUUGGGCCUUCAGUAUAUGCAUCAACCAUGUUUUAUAUAAGUUAAAGUUUAAGAAUAAUUUUUUUUUUUUAUGACAGUACUUUUUUCUUAUAAUUUUCAAUGAAUAUAAACUACUAAAAUAAGAUUCAUUUAUUAAUAGGUAAGAAAGUUACUUUUAUAAUUUUUAGCAUUAUUAAUCUAAAUUUGCUUGCUUCCAUACUCGUCUUAUAAAUUUUAAAUAUGUAAAAUGAUAAUACUACUGUAUAAAAUAGUAAGUAGUGGCCAGUUACACUUGACAUAUUAUAUAAAAAAAAAAAAAAUGAAAUCAAACCAACAUUAUUCUGUGUUUGUUUGAUAUUUCAUAAAUUAUGACAUUACGUUAAUAGUAUCUAUACUAUGUAUUAUAACUUACAUAUUAAAUAGGUAAAUCGAACUUUUAGUAAGUACAUGAAAUUUUAGACGAUAGAAAAAAAAGGAGUGUUUUAAAUUAAUCUUACGACGGAACCCGUUAAUGAAAAUAACUUUUGCAUCUAAGUCUAUUCUUUUUAAAAAAAUAUCGAAACAUUAACGAAAGUGUUCAUGCAUAUAAUUACACACUAUGUAAUGUGUACUGUUAUGUGAUAAUAUUAUUAUACUCAAAUUAAUGUUAUUAAAUACAUUUGCAUUAUGAAAUUCGAUUAAAUUGUAAUCGUUCCUAAACGGAAUAUAUGAUAUCCAUUUAAUAUUAAAUUAGUAUCUUUUGCUAUUUGAUACUUAUACUAUAUGAUAAUUAAUAUUCUGAAUUGUGUCUUAAAUUCGAAAAUGUUGUAAGCGCACUUAUCAUUGAUCUUCAUAGAAGUAAAUUAAGUAAGAAACAAAAGUACCUGGCAUUAUAACUAAGAAAGAACAUAAUUAUUGUAUCGGUGACAUAAUUUUGUAAGAUUUAAAAUUUUAGGAACAGAAAGAUUUUUCAGUUUCAAUUUCUGGUAUGAAUAAAUCUUAUUUACCAAUGUAAAUAACUGAUACCAAUUUAUAUAAAGACAUUCUAAAAAUAUAAUACUCUUAGGUUUAUGACAGGAUAACUGAUAUAUUUUUUCAAGCAAUAUUUAACUUAAUUUAUGUGAAAUCUUUUAGACGAGGAGCAAGAAAAAAACAGGGCUUUCUGCAAAUAUUUUUAAAUAUCUAAUAGUGAUACAAUAAUACAAAUAAGGUGAUUAAUUAAUAAAUGGAUAUUUCAACACUGAUGAUAUUGUACUGAUAACUACUAUAAAUAUCGGCAAUAUUAAUGGUAUGCAUUAUUAAUACUUGUGUAAUGAAUGAAUGUAUAACAUAUAUUAUGUAAAAAAUUAUUUGCAAUAAAUAACUUUUUGCAACAGA
This is a messenger RNA of Osmia bicornis bicornis, 2047 nucleotides long. RefSeq names its product microtubule-associated proteins 1A/1B light chain 3A-like. Gene Ontology annotation, biological process: macroautophagy; autophagosome assembly; cellular response to nitrogen starvation. NCBI's taxonomy places the organism in Eukaryota, Metazoa, Arthropoda, Insecta, Hymenoptera, Megachilidae. The coding region runs from base 125 to 493 and encodes 122 amino acids. The transcript has 4 exons. Gene Ontology annotation, cellular component: cytosol; autophagosome membrane; autophagosome. The record is from RefSeq and is a predicted model, not a curated record. Gene Ontology annotation, molecular function: ubiquitin protein ligase binding.